AUGCCAAACACCACAAGAAGAAACCAGGUCCUGAAAAUGAGCUCCAUGAACAGCCCCUGGAAGGAUAAUGCCUGCUGUACUGCCAACACGAGCUGGGAAAUUCACAUGGAUGCAUCUCCUCUGUACAACUUCAACUUCAGGCAUUGUGGUGUGAUGACCCCCAGCUGCAGGAAGCACUUUAUACAAGAUGCCUGCCUCUAUGAGUGCUCCCCAAACCUGGGGCCCUGGAUCCAGGAGGUGAGCUCAAGUUGGCGGAAGGAGCGUGUCCUAAACGUGCCUCUGUGCCAAGAAGAUUGUGAAGAGUGGUGGGAAGACUGCCACACCUCUUUUACCUGCAAGUCUGACUGGCACAAAGGCUGGACCUGGAGAUCAGGUAAGAACCACUGUCCUGCCCUGGCCCUCUGCCGCCCUUUCCCUCACUAUUUUCCAUCUCCAGCUGACCUCUGUGAGAAGAUCUGGAGCAGCUCUUACAAGGCCACCAAGGAGCGGCGGGGUAGUGGGCGCUGCAUUCAGAUGUGGUUUGACCCCUCCCAAGGCAACCCCAAUGUGGCAGUAGCCCACCUCUAUGCAAGCCACGCCAUUUCCCAGCAGCUCCCGCUCAUCAUGUUCUUAGCUCCCCUCCUACUACUUGCUCUCUAA
Molecule: messenger RNA, 639 nt
Organism: Trichosurus vulpecula (common brushtail)
Lineage: Eukaryota; Metazoa; Chordata; Mammalia; Diprotodontia; Phalangeridae
Gene: IZUMO1R
Product: IZUMO1 receptor, JUNO
Exons: 4
Coding region: 1-639 (212 amino acids)
Biological process (GO): cell adhesion; sperm-egg recognition; fusion of sperm to egg plasma membrane involved in single fertilization
Cellular component (GO): external side of plasma membrane
Molecular function (GO): signaling receptor activity
Source: RefSeq, a predicted model, not a curated record